This is a messenger RNA of Cladophialophora immunda, 2846 nucleotides long. RefSeq lists its product as uncharacterized. Lineage: Eukaryota; Fungi; Ascomycota; Eurotiomycetes; Chaetothyriales; Herpotrichiellaceae. The record is from RefSeq and is a predicted model, not a curated record. The coding region runs from base 213 to 2327 and encodes 704 amino acids. The transcript has a single exon.
CAACGGUCCCUGUACCACCUCCUGAAGAAUCAUUGCUCGAGUUCGAUUUCAACACCUUCUCCAACAAUGACUCGAUGAGACGGUGGCAGCCGGGUGGCACAAUCACUACAUUGGACUUGCAUCGUCUAUUUCACCACUUAUUCAAAGUCAUGACUACGUAGAGAAAUCUCUUGCGGAACACAUCUCCCGUCAACCCAUUCAGCCCAGGCACCAUGGGCCCUAUCGAGUUGAACAAGCGACGCAUCAUCCUCCUCAUCGCCAGUAUACUCGCCUUCUACAUCGUCUUCCAUGGCCUCUCAUCCUCUGGUAACGACUUCCGGGACGUCGCUUCCCACAUACCCAUUCCAGGCCAUUUGAACCCUACCGAACAUAAACUACCCCCUUCAGCGCCCGAUCCAGACUCUAUAUGGGACUUGGGACCUGAUCCUUCUCCUGCGCCCGAACCUGAGCCUGAGCCUGAACCCGAGCCGGAGCCUGAGUCCGAACAUGAGAUUGAAACCGAGAAACCGACCCCUCCCACCUCUCAACCUAUCGAGCACUUCGACUUGCACCCGAUUGCCCAGUUGAUGCAAGAAGCCGACGAUGCGUGGCGGACCUACGAGACAGGGAUUUCAACAACCUUUAGGCAGACGGUGGAGAAAUACAGGAGCAAAUAUGGCAGACAUCCUCCGCCGGGAUUUAAAGACUGGUAUAAAUUUGCACGGAAGAGGAAUGUGUUCAAUGUCGACGAUUUUGAACAAGUCAUGGAUGACCUGCGCCCCUUCUGGGCGAUCAAUGCUUCCCAAAUCCGCAUCCAUGCCGCCCACAUGUGGGAAAACCCCGACUUUGGUGUCUCGGUCAUUCAUAUCCGUAACCACAAGGUGGUCAGGGUGGACAACCCAAGUUGGAGAUCCGAAACCAUGGAGAAAGUCAUCGAGAAGUUUAUCAAAUUCCUUCCGGACAUGGACAUUCCUAUGAAUAGAUUGGAUCAACCGCGGCUUAUUGUGCCUUGGGAAGACAUGCAAGAAUUAUUGGAAAAGGAGUACCACACACGCGUCAUGGCGCCCGAGGUCACCGACAGCUUUACCAAGGAUCAACCGGAACUCCUGGAUAUGAGCUUCGAAGACAAGGAACUGGACCACUCCACUAGACUGAGUGAAGACUGGAUCUUUGCCGCCGGUCAGCAGUACAUGAAACUUGCAGCCAAAGGCUGUCCUCCAGAAUCUCCCGCACGGGCGCAGAUGACUGUGGCAGAGGCGGAUGCUCUGUACAAGGAGCCCACGCUUGGAUUUGUGAAGAACUUCAACCUCUCGACCGACCUUUGUACAGUUGGUCCGACUAUUCAAGAUCUGCAUGGCAUGUUGUAUUCCGCAAGCAGCAUCAUCGCUUCCCACAAGCUGGUGCCCAUCUUUGGCGAAUGCAAGGUUAGCGUCAACAACGAUAUUCUCUUCCCAGCAAACAUGUAUUAUCAGCACGACGAGCGAUAUGAUUAUGAUGGGGAGGAAGAUGUUGAUUGGCGCGACAAGCAAGAUAAUACCAUCUGGCGCGGCGUCACUUCUGGUGGUGUCCAACUCGAGGAUAACUGGGACAGAAUGCACCGGCAAAGGCUUGUUCAGCUUUUCAAUGGCACCUACAUGCUCAUUACCGGGAAAGAGGUUAAGACUCUAACAGAGAAAGAUGAUGGACCGGGCAAGGUGAACACCACUUACGAGCUUUACGAUCGAUUCAAGCCAUCACAGUUCGCCGAUCGUCAUAGCGAUAUCGGCUUCACCGAGCCAAUGUCCUGUCUCCCGAAUUGCUCGUUCUACAACAGCGUUUUCUCUUGGAAGCCACAAGUCCCGCUCACUUCACAGUUCAAAUCGAGAUACUUGAUCGAUGUCGAUGGACACUCAUUCUCAGGCCGUUGGCACGCUUUCCUACAAAGCAAGAGUCUGGGACUUAAGGCUACUAUCUUCCGCGAAUGGCACGAUAGUCGACUUCUAGCAUGGAGACAUUUUGUUCCCGUGGACAACCGAUACGACGACAUAUACGGGCUCCUGACAUACUUUAUUGGAUAUGGCAAACCCUACAAACAGCACGCCGAGGAAGGCGAAGACCCGAAUCCCCGUGUCUUCGUUGCUCGGCAUGAUAGAGAGGCACAGAAGCUCGCUCGGCAGGGCCGCGAAUGGGCAAACAAGGUGCUGAGAAGAGAGGAUAUCGAGGUGUACAUGUUCCGGCUACUUCUGGAGUAUGGACGCUUGACUGAUGACAAUCGAGACUUUAUUGGUUACUCCGGCGAUGGCAGUGAGUUGGACAAAUUUGAUGAGGGUGAAGGAGACGAAAGCAGAUGGGGCAUUGGAGGAUGGUGAAGAUCCUUAAAUCGAGACUUCUAAGAAGAAUGGCGCAGAUUCCGUUCCCACAACCCAAGUCGGAUCCAUCCUCCACAGGGAGAUCCUGCUGUACAUUUUGUGCCGUCAAUCAGCUAUGUGCAGAGCACAAGCGCGACCACCAGCAGCAGUGUACAGGAAAUCUAGGGAACAGAACGCGCUCAUCUCUCGACCAGCGUGAUACCAGCGCUGGAGACCGAACCGCGACGCAGCCUCCACAAUUGCCCCCCAUUUGGUAUAAAGCAAAUGCGGAUCUUGGUUGCACGUUGAAAGGACACAGUCAGAGGCUGGAAAAGGAGACGUGGAAAAAGGCCGCGAUGUACUAUACAACGAAUGAGCGUUUGACGGGUUUGGUUCCUUUUUGGCUGGCGCACUCCCAAUGCUAAUGGGAUAGAGGCUAUACCGAGUACAUAGGCACGCAAUAAGCGUCUAAUAAAUCUGUUAAAACAGGCGGACGGUGACAGAAUGGAAGCAAGUCUGAACUAGACCGCGUACGGAGCA